CCAAUUUGAUUUAAAGGGGCACGGGAAGCCAUGUUGACAUGUUCGCAUUCACUUCUUCAGUUUGCAAGGUUAUCCUCGUGAAUCAGUCUGCCAAGAAACAUACAAUUUAGAAAAUAAAUGUCUCUUUGGAAAAUUCCCUGGUGAUAAACCAUAAAAGUGCGUGUAUUGGUGUUUUCCCCGUUGUACACACAUUAGCACAUCCGCUAACGCCGCCUUUCAUAUAAUGCAGCGACAUUACACGGGUUCGCUUUACAAGGAUGUUAGGAAAACAGGAUCGUCAUUAACUACACCAGAGUGUGAUUUUGUUUAUUCGUGGCCAUAUAACAUUUUCCUGAAGUCGUAAUUUGUUUUACACGUGGCAAAAUGAUUAUAUCGGGUUUGUUUUGUUAUCCAGAAAAGGCUAGCAGGCUAACGUUAGCCAGCUGCUGGUCUUUGCAGCAGGCCCUGUAAGAAAAAGGGAAACUUAAGGAUGCUGGAGCAGAACAAUGGAUUUCUCCUUCUCUUUCAUGCAAGGGAUCAUGGGAAACACAAUUCAGCAACCCCCUCAGCUUAUUGACUCCGCUAACAUCAGACAGGAGGAUGUCUAUGAAGCCAUCAGUGACCCAGGAGAUGAUGGAGGACAGCAAAACUUUGAGUCUCCUUUGGAGUCAGGCUUUCCUUACCCUGCUGAAGACCUCCCAGUCAUUACAAAUGGCUACCCGACCGGCGUAGGUACCUAUGAGCAACAGGCCAAGUUUGCCUUGUACUCACAGUUCCCCAAUGGCUCAGCUAAUGGCUACGGAGCCAUACGAAACUAUGGGGAUCACGGGUUGUUGCUUGGUGAGGGUACAGUAUUGAGACCUCCAGUGGUCCAUGAGAAGCCUCCAAGCCACAUCUCACCUCCACCUCAUCCCCAUCAUCACCACCAGCCUCAUCAUCCUCCUCACCAUCACCACCAUCAUCAGCAACAGCAACACCAACAUCAUCCACAUAACCCAUCACUGUUACCUCACCACCAUCACCCGCCUCCUGCCUCUCACCUAAUGCCUCAAGUCUUACCACCUCCUCCUCCAUUGCUCUUGCCCUCUUCGCCACCCCUCCUGUCACCUCAAGAUAGCACCGUCUCUAACCCCAUUGCGCAAUCCACCAACACUCCCAAAAAGACCAGCUCCCCAGAGAUCAAAAUAAAGAUCAUUAAGACCUACCAGAAUGGCAGGGAGCUGUUCGAAUCCUCACUGUGCGGGGAUCUCCUGCAAGAGUUUCAGGCCGGUGAGCCUUCCAGGAGAAGACAUGAGCAGAAGAAGGAAAAGAGGAAAAAGAGAAGCAGCAGACAUGGUGCCGGUCAAGAAGAGGAGAGCCAGCAGCCAUGCAGAGGCAUGGAGGAGUGCUCAGGGGUGGUUCACAACUCCACACAACCCAACGAAGGUCAUAUUGCAUUCAGAGAAGAGCAACCUUCUUCAGCCCUUAAAACCCCCAAAGCUGAACUGAAGGAACAGAUAGUUGAAAAGCACUUUCCUUCGGUCAUCACUAGCACUGGCUCUUGUCAAGAGUAUGAGAUCGGUGACUUGGUGUGGGCUAAGGUUGGGACGUAUCCUUGGUGGCCGUGCAUGGUGUCAUCAGACCCUCAGUCAAAUGUUCAUAUACGUCUUAAUAAAAGAGGUGUUAAGGAAUACCACGUGCAGUUCUUUGGCAGUGUCCCUGAGAGGGCCUGGAUCCAUGAGAAGAGAAUUGUGGUGUACAAGGGUGAGAGCCAGUUCGAUGAGUUGCAAGCAGAAACACUCCGGAAAGCAACCAACCCAACCGAGAAACAAAAGUUGCUGAAGCCUCAGUCCCAGAAGGAGCGUGCCCAAUGGGAAGUGGGUGUGGGUCACGCAGAAGCUGCUCUGCAGAUGACACGAGAAGAACGCAAUGAGAACUAUACCUUCAUCUACAUUGACAAGGAUCCUAGUUCUGCUGCUCCUGCUGCCGACACUGUGUCCCCACCUAGGGUGACUGCUAAAAACUGUCCCGAACGCAAGCAGAGACGCUCUAAAGGCAGUGCUGGAGUGAAAGAAGAGCCCAUACCUCGUCGCCAGCAGCCACGGAGGCAGUGCAGCAUCAAUAGUAGUGGGGAAACAUCAUCUCCCAAUCAGGGAGAGGAUGAUAUGGACCAAGAGCAACCCUGCAGCCCUGCAAAACCUGACCCCCAUCCGAAGGAACCCUCUCCACCUCCAGUCAGGACGCCCUGGAAGACCGCCGCAGCCCGCAAGCUCCUCCCACUCUCCAUUACUAUGAAGAAACUCAACGUGGAAAUCAUCAAAUGUGACUGGCAGCUCCCAAAGCAAAAGCUGGACUUACCUGAGAAGACGGAGAGUGAGGAGACGCCCAGCGAACAGGUUCAGUCACCUGAGGACUCCAGUGAUAAGGCAGAGGCAGAGACAUGUUCCAGUGAAGAAGAGCGAGCUGCGUCUCCCUCAGCCUGGAGUGACCAGGAAAGCACCGAGCAAACCACAGAGAGAAAGCAGCAGCGGCGAUCUGUACGAAGCCGCUCUGAGUCAGAGAAGACUGUGGAACCAGUGCCAAAAAAGAAAGUGAAGAAAGAACAGGCUGAAGCAGCACCUCAAAUGGAUUUCAAAACAGGGUCGCAAAAAGGUGCCAGUGAGAUCUCCGACUCAUGUAAGCCACUGAAGAAACGCAGCAGGGCAUCUACUGAUGUGGAGAUGGCCAGCUCACUGUACAGAGACACUUCUGACUCUGACUCCAGAGGUCUCAAUGAUCCACAGACUGGAUUCGGGAAGCGCUCGGACAGUCCGGCUGCAGUGGAUGCUGACGGAUCUGAUGCACAGUCCGUGGACUCCAGCCUGUCUCGUCAAGGAGGAAGUUCCUCAAAAAAGGACACAGUCUGUCACGUCUGCGAAACAUUCGGGGAUUCUCUGGUGAGCUGUGAGGGAGACUGUAACAGACUCUUUCAUCCCGAGUGUAUUGGAUCUAACAGUGGAACAGAGGGAGAACUCCUUUGUCAGGAGUGUAAGACAGGUUCCCACCCUUGUUUCUCCUGCAAGGUCACGGAGGGUGAUAUGAAGCGGUGCUCAGUGAAUGGCUGUGGCCGGUAUUACCACGAAACCUGUGCCCGCAAGUUCCCCGGCACCAACACCGACACUAGAGGCCUCCGCUGCCCUCAGCACAGCUGUGCUACAUGCUGUCUCGAUAGAGACCUUCACAAAGCGUGCAAAGGCCGCAUGAUGCGUUGCAUCCGCUGUCCGGUGGCGUAUCACACAGGAGACGGUUGUGUGGCGGCUGGCAGUCUGUUGAUAACACCCCACAUCAUCAUAUGUAGCAACCACUCCAGUGCCAGGAGGAACGGACACUGUUCCUCACCUGUAAACGUAGGCUGGUGUUUCAUCUGCGCUCGAGGGCUUUUAGUGCACGACCAUACUGACACCAUAUUAAGUUCAUAUACCUUUAAGUCGCACUACCUUCUGACUGAGUCAAAUCGUGCUGAGUUGAUGAAAUUACCUAUGAUUCCUUCUUCUUCGUCAGCUACCAAAAAGAAUAUUGGGAAAGGAGGAAGACUGUUGUGUUGCGAGGCCUGUCCCGCCUCGUUCCACCCCGAGUGCUUGCACAUGGAGAUGCCAGAGGGGACAUGGCUGUGUGGGGAAUGCAGAGCGGGCAGGAAGCCCCACUAUAAGCAGAUAGUCUGGGUCAAGCUGGGCAAUUACAGGUGGUGGCCAGCUGAGAUAUGCAACCCUCGUCUGGUUCCCUCCAACAUCCAGAGCCUGAAGCAUGACGUUGGCGACUUUCCAGUCUUUUUCUUUGGCUCCCAUGACUAUUACUGGAUAAACCAGGGAAGAGUUUUCCCAUAUGUUGAGAGCGAUAGGAACUUUGCAGAGGGACAAGUUGGCGUCAAUAAGACAUUUAAAAAAGCCCUUGAGGAGGCAGCUAAAAGGUUCCAGGAGCUAAAAGCACAGCGAGAAACUAAGGAGGCCCUCGAACAGGAGCGCAACUCUCGGAGACCUCCACCAUACAAACUUAUCAAGUCCAAUAAGCCAGUUGGGAAGGUGCAGGUGCACGUCGCUGACCUCUCAGAGAUCCCCCGAUGUAACUGUAAACCCACAGAUGAGCGUCCGUGCAGCCAGGACUCUCAGUGCCUGAACCGCAUGCUGCAGUAUGAAUGCCACCCGCAGGUCUGUCCCGCAGGGGACCGCUGUCACAACCAGUGCUUCUCCAAACGCCUCUACCCCGACACUGAGGUCAUUAAGACCAGCGGCAGAGGAUGGGGUCUAAUGACCAAGCAGGACCUCAAAAAGGGUGAUUUUGUCAUGGAGUAUGUCGGCGAACUGAUCGACUCCGAAGAGUGCAAGCAACGAAUAAGACAUGCCAAUGAGAAUCAUGUGACCAACUUUUACAUGCUGACCCUCACAAAGGACCGUGUGAUUGAUGCUGGACCCAAAGGGAACUUGUCACGCUUUAUGAACCACAGCUGCAGUCCUAACUGUGAGACUCAGAAGUGGACUGUGAAUGGAGAUGUGCGGAUAGGGCUCUUUACCCUGUGUGAUAUCGCUGCAGACACUGAGCUGACCUUUAAUUACAACCUGGACUGUCUGGGUAAUGGGAGGACAUCAUGCCACUGUGGGUCCGAGAACUGCAGUGGUUUUCUUGGAGUCAAGCCCAAGAGUGCAGUGGUUAUGGAGAGAGAAGAGAAGGUGCGCAACGCCAAGCUCAAGCCCAAGAAACGCAAGCUGAAGACAGAGAGCAAACAGACCCACGAGUAUUACUGCUACAGCUGUGGAGAGGGAGGAGAGCUGGUCAUGUGCGACAAAAAUGAUUGUCCGAAGGCCUACCAUCUCCUCUGCCUCAACCUGACCAAACCUCCAUACGGGCGAUGGGAAUGCCCCUGGCAUCAGUGCAGCGUAUGUCAGCGCAAUGCCACCUCCUUCUGCCACUUCUGCCCCGCCUCCUUCUGUCGAGCGCAUGAGAGAGGACAGCUGGUAGUGUCUGCCCUCGACAACCAGCCCUGCUGCUCAAACCACGACCCCCAGAGACCCUUAGGGCCUCAGGCUAGCCCUAGCCAGGUCCCCGUAAAGAAGGAAGUCCUAGAACCCGGAGAGGAGGGUGACGGCAACGAGGAGGAAGAGGACGACAACGAAGAGGACGAGGGAGAAUGAUUGGGCCAAAGCACAGAGGAAGCAUUGAAAACCACAUCAAAGUGCAUGAAACUUCAAACUACAACAAACCGUAGAGUAGAUACAUGCAGCUAGGUGGACUUUAUAAACUGGUUUGAUUCAUUCCAAAUCUACAGCAGCUGGUAUGAAUUUUUCCAACAUACGACCUCAUGACAAAUUCAUACAGGCUUAUUUAACAAUGUAAGCUACUCAUUUCUGGUUUUAUAAGCAAAGUUUCACAGCUAAUUCUCACUGUUUUUCAGACGUGCACCAUUUAGGAAAAAACCUCUGUUACAAACAAUGCCUUUCAGCGGCAAAGUUGGUUCUCACAUCUAUGGUACUCAAAAACACUCCAUAAACACUUUAAACCAAGAACUUUAUGUACCUCAUGUAAAUAGCAAAGACUGUUGAAAUAUGCGUCGGGCCUCACCGGUAGGAUUUCACUACAUUUCUGAACAUGAACCUGUCGUGGUAAUACCCCCCCCCCCCCCCCCAAAAAAAAACC
Molecule: messenger RNA, 5625 nt
Organism: Carassius auratus (goldfish)
Lineage: Eukaryota; Metazoa; Chordata; Actinopteri; Cypriniformes; Cyprinidae
Gene: nsd3
Product: nuclear receptor binding SET domain protein 3
Exons: 23
Coding region: 486-5123 (1545 amino acids)
Cellular component (GO): nucleus
Molecular function (GO): protein binding; histone methyltransferase activity
Source: RefSeq, a predicted model, not a curated record